AAUGUCGGACGUCGCCGUUCGGAAAUCCAUCGGAUUUUGUAUCUCUUGGAUGCGUGCCCGAGUGUCGCGUGGUCGCGGUACCUUAUUCGUCAAUUAACCCGCUGGGCGAUGUGCGUUUUAUGCAAAACCAUAUCCAAAUUUGAAUACCAAUCAGUGUAGAUGGGCCAAAUUUGGCUACGUGAAAUAUCUACAUAAAAAUUCUCAUAAACUAUGCAAAUGUGAAAUACGAAAUCAAUUACUGUGCAUAAUGUGUUAAAUCUCUCAUAAAAAGUACAAAAUAAAAGGAAACUGUGUGAUAAACAUAAUCUGCGAAAUUUGGAAUACUAAAAAACAUGAAAUGGAGCUGAUAAAAAAAUACAAACAGGGAAAGCUAACCACCAGCGAUAUACGUAAUCUGAACAACACUGUCAUGUGCCUGAUGGUCUUCAUUGCCAUAUUCUCCAUUAUUUGGAGUGUAUCCCUGCACAUGAUAUCGGGUGACCUGUACGAGGGAAUAGUCAGUGCCAAACUCAUCUUCAGGGAGCGCAACUUUGACCAGAUGGAUGAGCACAGCAGGCAGAUUCUUCACCGGGACUUUAUGGCUGUCACACAACGUGGCUAUGGCCAAAAGUACUCCGUCCAGGAGCAGGAUGUCACUCCCGAAUCGCUGCAGAGCGAGAGCCAAACCACCAAGCCAACUUUCAAGAUUCCGCACAUCUACGAGUCGAGCAAGAAUCGACCCACGUUGGAGCGGCUGAUAGCCGAACAAGAUGUGGAAAGGGUGACCACCACCACCACGAAGGCUCCAACGCCAAAGAUUGUGUUCAAUGCCGAAGCAGAUCGUCAGUUCUUGGGCACCAUGUCCCUGGAUGACCAUGCCACAUUUUGGAGUCGCAGCAUUGGAGCCCAGUUUGUGUAUGCAUUUCCUCCCAUAUCCGAGAUCGUGGCCAUUAUCUGGACAGCCAUGUGUCUGAUCUUUCAGACGGGCAGUAAAAAGAGCUCAGUUCUGCCUAAACCCUGGCGCAUUGUGGUGCCCUCCAUCGUCAUCUUCUCGGUGAUGAGUCUGGGCAGCGUGAUCUAUACAAUCCUGACCAAUGGACACCUCAAGCGAUUAUGUGGCCAGCUGAGGGAGAAUCUCACCAACCCGACGGCCAUCAGCUGCGGCGAUGCCAUAGCCCUGCUGCGACCUAUUGUCCACGAUCACAAGGUGUCCCAUGAUACCUACCUGGACCUAUUCAGGUCCAGCUAUGUGAUCGGCAUGGUGCUGUGGAUUGUGGCCCUGCUGGUCAUGGUGCUGCGCUUCAUUUUCGCCGUGGACUUCCAGCUGGUGGACAUUGAUGAUAUGUUUGAUCAGCGCAAGAACGGGGAGAUCGAAGUGCCCAUCCAACCGGUUUACACGGAGGUCAUCCAGCAGAGCAGUCCCCAGAGGCAAGUGCGCCCGAGGUCCGAGGAUGACUAUCAGAGUGCCAGGUCACACAUCAGCGAUCUGGCGGUGCCUCUCCUGGAAGUGCAGAGUCAGUCCCAGGUUCCGCCAACGAAUUUGGCCUAAGUUCUAGGGUGAAGUGUGUGCAAUCUCAGGUUUAUUUUUAUACCAAGUGCUAGUUAGUUUAGCAAAGGCCUAAGGAAUACUAUAUCAACUAACUCGGAGUUUAGCAUAAGUUUUAGCGUAUAAUGAAUCGAUAUUUAAUUGAUAUUUUCCACUGUCUUAGCUUAGCGAAC
Drosophila serrata is the source of this 1698-nucleotide messenger RNA. RefSeq lists its product as uncharacterized. The record is from RefSeq and is a predicted model, not a curated record. Lineage: Eukaryota; Metazoa; Arthropoda; Insecta; Diptera; Drosophilidae.